Messenger RNA from Papaver somniferum (opium poppy), 1704 nucleotides. RefSeq lists its product as uncharacterized. Gene Ontology annotation, cellular component: endomembrane system. The transcript has 10 exons. Lineage: Eukaryota; Viridiplantae; Streptophyta; Magnoliopsida; Ranunculales; Papaveraceae. The coding region runs from base 121 to 1302 and encodes 393 amino acids. The record is from RefSeq and is a predicted model, not a curated record.
GGACCAAACAGUCUUGGGAUCAACUAAAAAGGAACCCCAAAGAAAAUGAAAAAAAACUAAAAACAAUGGUACCUCCUUUAUAAAUCGUGGAGACGAUGAUUUAGGUCCUCAAUCAAAGCAAUGGCUUCUCGUCUCUCAAACGCCCUUAAUCUUUUCAUCUUCAUAUCCCUUCUUUGUCUACGAAUUAGGGCUGAAGAAGGUAAUACUGGAUCGGUGUUCUUCAUUGAUAGUACUAGUCAGGGAUUUCUGCGUUCAUCAGAUCUCACCUCUCAGGGUGGGUCAAUGUUACUUUCCGAUGUAACGGCAGCCCUGUUGAUCUUGCUUGGUUUUGCGCCACCUGCUUCACUUACAGCUGAAAGUUCAAUUAAGCUGAAUGGAAUUCUAUCACCAAACCCAUUCGGCAGGCCUCAUGCUGUUCUUAUGCUUGAAGUUAGUGGAACUAGAGGUUGGAUAAUUGAUCUUUACAAUGGAUCUUAUAACUUUCAAAGGAUUUACUGUAAUUUUUUCGUACUAGCAGAUCAGAUCCCAGCUGGGGUGAAAUUUGGCAGCUACAUUCAGAGCACUGUUGUACUCGAUUCAGUUAAAGCUGAUGUCCAACUUCCAGAGAGGGAUGAAGUCUCAAUGAUAUCGGUGGGUGAAUCUGAAGGUUCUGAAUGCAAUGCAGCAUGCAUGGAAAAAGAACUGCACGAUAUGGCAGCUGAGUUUGGUGGCUCAUAUGUGGAUGAUGAGUUGACUAUUGAUUUGGCCAGUGGUACUCGUUUGAAUCUGCAUAUGGCAAAGAAAGCAGACAGGGAGUUCACAAUAAAACUUGUUUCUCUUGUUCGAGAUAUCAGAGGUGCGGUGGAGAUACACAGGGAUUUAGAUGGAAGGAUGAAGAAUCAGGCUGAGUUAAUAAAAGGUCGUUUCGUUGGCAUUAAGGCUUUGCAAGAGCAAUAUGGACCUGAUGGUGUUGCUCAACAGGGAAUGGAGCUCUUCCAGAUGAUGCUAGAAAUGAUAUUUGAUCCAUUACAAGGGGCGUACCAAGGUCAAAUUGUAGGAGUCAUCCUCUUCACUGGCGUAUCUCUUCCGGAAUCUGAAGCAUUUUUAAAUGUGAAAUCUACUUCCCGUACCUCCAGGUUGUUGGAAGAGAAAGCCCCCACAGCUAGCCCAACUCAUACUGUGGAGAUUCUUCUGGUUAGACGGACCCUUGCUUGGAUCACAGGAAUUAUUCUGUUAAUAUCAACUCUUCUUGGGAUGUUCUUUCUAUUCAAUAUGCCAAUCACAAGAGAUACCCUUCUUUAUUCGAACGUCAAGCUUGACUAAGUACAGGGAUCGGCUUAAUCUUCCACAUGCAACGAAGAUCCAAACUUUUAAGAGCUGCAGUAAAUUCAAAUUCCUCUGGAUAUUUUGUAGCAAUGUUGUAGAACUGGCCUUGUAGAACUGAAUUCCAUGCAUCUCUUUGCAUUAUAUUAUUUUUCUUGUUAGAGAAACCAGUCAUGGUUCUUGUUUUGAGUGUGUACUAAAUGAGCAAUGGCGGAUCAGAUGUGUAAUAUUCUUAGCUUAUUUAACUGAAAAAAUGAGGGAAGGGUACCGAAAACUGCUGAUAUCCGUCUUCUUUUCAAAUAUUCGUUAAUGUGUAGUGGCUGCACAAUAGUCAGAUGUUCACAAGUUUGUCAUGUAAUAAUAACAGAAAAAUAAAAUAUCAUAUGAUUUGCUAGUUGUUUA